Messenger RNA from Symphalangus syndactylus (siamang), 473 nucleotides. RefSeq names its product small ubiquitin-related modifier 2-like. Lineage: Eukaryota; Metazoa; Chordata; Mammalia; Primates; Hylobatidae. The record is from RefSeq and is a predicted model, not a curated record.
UGCCUCUUUUGUGAAGCGGCAGCUGAGACUCAAGUGCUUGCCAUGGCAGACGAAAAGCCCAAGGAAGGAAUCAAGACUGAGAACAAUGAUCAUAUUAAUUUGAAGGUGGCAGGGCAGGAGGGUUCUGUGGUGCAGUUUAGGAUUAAGAGGCAUACACCACUUAGUAAACUAAUGAAAGCCUACACACCUGCUCAGUUGGAAAUGGAGGAUGAAGAUACAACCGAUGUGUUCCAACAGCAGACAGGGGGUGUCUACUAAAAAGGGGACCUCCCACUUCACUCCAGAACUCUGUUCUUUACAGACCAAGAUUACAUUCUCAAUUAGAAAACUGCAAUUUUGUUCCACCACAUCCUGACUACUACAGUAUAGUUUUCUCUAUUCUUUCAUUUCCCCCUUCCCCAUUCCUUUAUUGUACACAAAGUAACUGGUAAAUGUGCACAAGUAUAUUGCUUUUUUUUUUUUUUUUAACUAAA